GCAGCGGCGGGGAGUAGCGCGGAGCAGGGCAGAGCCUCACAGGUGCUGCCUACUUCCAACCAAUCGGUGCAGACGUGCUGCUUGCUAUGUCACCGGGAGCGUAAAGAUUGGGGAGGACCCUCCCACAAUGGGUUGGUGUCCCCAGGUGAGCGGCUGCCCCCAGACUUUGUGCCGGCACUGGUGCAGAACCUGCUGGGAGAGAUGCCACUGUGGAUCUGCCAAAGCUGUAGGCAGAGUGUAGAAGAGGAAGAAAGGAGGGCAGUCCAGGAGCAGGCGCUGGCGGUCUCGUUGUCUCAUACGGCCUGUAAGUCACAGUCCUGCGGGGCAGGCUCCCACUCUUCUUCGUCUUCGUCAUCCUCAUCCUCGUGCCAUGGGAACUCAGGAGACUGGGACCCCAGUUCCUUCCUGUCUGCGCACAAGCUCUCGGGGCUUUGGAACUCCCAGCAUGUCAAUGGGGCAGGCCAGGGGAGCUCCCUUGGGGGGACACCUGUUGUACCAGGUGACAAGCACCCCGGCCUCCUUCCGGAGUGUGCCAACCAGGCCCCUGCUGUAGGAGGUGGGCUCAAAGCCUGUCCUUACAGCCACGCGCUCUCCCCAGCUCCCAGCGGCACCCCAGGCUCACCUCUGCCUACCUCACUCGACUUCUGCAAAACGCUUCCCAAGCAGUUCAAGAGCAUGUGCCGGAGACCCACCCCGCCAGGAGAGGCCUUCCAUUCUGCGGAGCACCACCGGCACGUGGACCUCACUGCUCCUCCCAACAGCCCCACAGGCCUCCCCUCGCAGCCGCCGGCACUUCUUCCUACCAAGCAGAUGCCUGCCCACCCUGGGCCCUUCAGUUCCCCUCCUCACGUCCACCUGAGCUCAUCACAGCAGGCGGCCCCGUUCCCUGCACCAGUCCUCAGCCCGCACGCACCAGCUCCGAAGCCAGGAGCGGAAUCCCCUCCCACCGGAACCUGUAAGAGUCCGCACCUACCCACUGCCAAUGUGCCACUGCUGAAGAUACCACCUCCCGUAGGCUGCACUCAUCCAUGCAACGGCCAUUGCAGUGGCUCCUUGGGUCCUCCUGCUGCCUCACAUCAACUGCCCAGCACUAACAGGGAUCCUGCCUGCAAAGGGCACAAGUUCCCAAACGGUACAAGCUGUCACGCGCCACAGUCCUGUGAGGCGGACGAGGGGCUUGGCGAGGACGAGGACAGCAGCUCGGAGCGGAGCUCUUGCACCUCGUCCUCCACAACCCAGAAAGAUGGGAAAUUCUGUGACUGCUGCUACUGUGAGUUCUUUGGCCACAAUGCGCCUCCAGCUGCCCCAACAAGCCGGAACUACGCUGAGAUCCGAGAGAAGCUACGCUCGCGGCUAACCAAGAGGAAAGAGGAGCUUCCUCAAAAGCUGGGGCAUAGCAGUAGCUCGGGAGAGCCAGCCGUGGAUCACCGGGAUGUGGACGAACUCCUAGACUAUAUCAACAGCACUGAGCCGAAGCCCCUGAACAGCGCCAAGGCUGCCAAGCGUGCACGCCACAAGCAGAAGAAGAAGGAGAAGGAGAAGGCACAGCUGGAAGCCGAAGCCCAGAAGCGAGUGGACCGAACCCCACCUACUGGUCAGGACCAGGAGCUGGCUAAAGAGAAACUCCUAGAGUGGCCCCAGCUCGAACUGGAGCGAGUGAACAGCUUCCUGAGCAGUCGGCUGCAGGAGAUCAAGAACACCAUCAAGGAUUCCAUCCGUGCCAGCUUCAGUGUCUAUGACCUCAAUCUGGAUGUCAAUGACUUCCCCAAGAAGGCAGCUGUGCUGGAACAGAAGAACCUCCUUUCCCACCUCAAUGGCUCAUCUGAGCUACAGGAGAUUGACCUUGACUUGUCCCCACUCAGCCUGGGUGCCCCACAUAAUCAUACAUUGCUACGGAGUGACGUGGGCCCCCGAUGGGCAGAGAGCCCUGGAGAGGUGCCUCCGCCACCGCCUCUAGCCUCUGAGAAUGGUGUGGUGAAGCGGCUCAAUGCCGUGCCCAACCUCUCCCGCAUGAUUUGGGUUCAGUCACCCAAGCCAACAGACUCUCCCCAGGAGAGUGGGGCUAGCCAUGAGACUAAGGAGGUGGCAACAGGCAGGGGAGCAGAGCUGCAAGAGCAAGCCCCCGCCCCAGGAAAGCAGAGGAAGGGGAAGCGGCAGGGCUGCCCGGCAAAGAAAGGGGAGUCUGUUGCUACUGCUGGCGAUAAUCCUGGCUCCAAGGGGAUGGGACCGAAGAAUCCGCCCAAGGGGACCGUUCCUGAAACCCAAAGAGGAAGCAGCAGCAGCACAGAGCAAGGUGACUGCUCCCGAGGGUUGCGUCAGAGCCAGGGAUGGGGAUGCAGCGGCUCUAAGGGCGACAAGGAGAAGAGCACUGAUGGGAAAAGCCGGAGAGGCGAAGGCAGAGCUGAUCAGACAGAGCAAGAGCCUGCCCCUUCAGGGGCAGGGGACCGGCAUCUGCCCUACACAGCUGCAUCGGAUGACUUGCCCCAGCCAAAGGGCAAAGGCAAGAAAAGCAGGAACAAAAUGGAAAAAGCAAGCCCUUCCAUUGAUGAUGUGUUCCUGCCAAAAGAUGUGGAUGGUGUGGAAAUGGAUGAGACUGACAGAGAAGUGGAGUACUUCAAGAGGUUUUGCCUGGACUCAGCCAAGCAGACCCGACAGAAGGUGGCUGUGAACUGGACCAAUUUCACCCUGAAGAAAACCACUUCGAGUGCAGCUCAGUGAGGUGUGCGGUGCACCCCUGGUGUAUGUGCAGGGUCCCACACCUCGCUUUGCCUCUCCUUCCCCCAGACCCAUAGACAGACACUUGACCUCACCAACCCUGCUCCCCCCUUCCCUACCCCAUCCAUGGGGCUCCCAUUCCUAGCCUAUAGGCAUGGCCUGGACAGCCCCUGUGUCCCUCACCUCUCAGUGUUCGACGUUCGGGGAGAUGCUGACUGAGCCGCCCCAAACCCAGGGGCAGUCUUGAUCGGCCAAGGCCCAGCGUGGCACAGGGACCAGGCUGCACCCAAUAAAGGACUUUUUAAUUUUU
Euleptes europaea (tarantolino) is the source of this 3025-nucleotide messenger RNA. It is a transcript of the gene FAM193B, whose product is annotated as family with sequence similarity 193 member B. The coding region runs from base 202 to 2718 and encodes 838 amino acids. The transcript is spliced from 10 exons. Gene Ontology annotation, cellular component: nucleus; cytoplasm. The record is from RefSeq and is a predicted model, not a curated record. Lineage: Eukaryota; Metazoa; Chordata; Lepidosauria; Squamata; Sphaerodactylidae.